AUGCCUUUCCAGGAGCCAAUCGCCAUCAUUGGCAGCGCCUGUCGCUUCGCCGGGUCUUCCACAACACCGUCCAAACUUUGGUCCCUGCUGCGUGACCCGGUGUCCCUGCAGCGAGAAAUUCCCACGUCGCGGUUCAACGCGAGCGCCUUUUACAAAAGCGAUGGUACGCACCACGGGGCUAUGAAUGUACUCCAUUCAUACUUGCUAGAUCAAGACCCCCGCGUGUUCGAUGCCGAGUUUUUCGCCAUAAACCCACUCGAGGCUAGGGCGAUGGAUCCGCAACAGCGGAUGCUUUUGGAGGUUGUUUACGAAACGCUCGAAUCCGCUGGUUUGUCGAUGGAUAAGUUGAAAGGCAGCGACACGGCCGUCUUUGCAGGCCUGAUGUGCGGCGACUACGAAGCCAUGCUUCUUCGGGACUUGGACCAGGCGCCAACCUACUUUGCGGUCGGUACCUCAAGAGCUGUGCUCUCCAACCGCAUAUCUUACUUUUUCGACUGGCACGGCGCCUCAGUCACCGUCGACACGGCCUGUUCGUCGAGUUUAGUAUCGGUACAGCAGGCCGUGCAGGCCCUGCGUAAUGGCGAUUCACACAUGGCCGUCGCCUGCGGGUCGAACCUAAUCCUAGGGCCAGAGAUGUACAUAAUAGAAAGCAAGCUUAAGAUGUUGUCUCCCGACGGAUUAAGUCGCAUGUGGGACAAGGACGCGAAUGGAUAUGCGCGCGGCGAGGGAGUGGCCGCCAUGGCGCUUAAAACCCUAAGUCAAGCACUGGCCGACGGCGAUAACAUUCAAGCCAUCAUCCGUGAAGCGGGUGUGAACCAAGACGGUGCAACCUCCGGGUUGACAAUGCCAAGUGCGUCGGCCCAAAGGGAGCUGAUCCACACAGUUUACCGCAAGGCCGGACUCGACCCAACCAAGCCAGAAGACCAACCGCAAUAUAUCGAAGCGCACGGAACAGGAACACCCGCUGGAGACCCCGUGGAAGCCGAAGCACUUAGCACGGCCUUUUUCCCAUCGUCGCACCCAGUUGAUCAGCCUAUUUAUGCCGGGUCCAUCAAGACGGUGCUGGGCCAUACAGAAGGCACAGCAGGCAUCGCCGCGCUCCUUAAAGUCGUGCAGGCCAUUAAAAACUGCACCAUCCCUCCCAACCUUUUGUUCAACGAACUGAGCCCCAAGGUCGCUCCUUUCUACGGCAACGUUCGCAUCCCAACCAAGCCACUGCCCUGGCCCCCUGUACCUGCAGGCCAGCCAAAGAGAGCCAGUGUCAACAACUUCGGCUUCGGUGGAACAAACGCUCACGCCAUCGUGGAGAGCUACUUGGACCCCCGGGGUGACACCGGAGCUGACGUUGGUCAGGACCGCCUUUUCACGCCCUUUGUCUUCUCGGCCGCUUCUGAGCAAUCCCUCCGUGCCAACCUCACGGCGUACGCCGAGUAUUUGUCCCAAAAUCCAGACACGGAUGUCCACGCCCUGGCUUACACCCUGCGCGAUCGGCGGUCGCAGCUGGCCUACCGUGUCGCCUUGGAUGCCAGCACAUUGCCAGACCUUGUUGCCCUUAUCAACCAGCGGCUAUCCGACACCGAAACCCCCUUGGGCACUCGCGGCAUGCGCAAGCGGGAUGAGCCUCUCAAACUCCUGGGCGUGUUCACCGGGCAGGGUGCACAGUAUGCGCGGAUGGGUUCAGAACUCGUUCAACAAUCACCCUUUGCCGAGGGUAUAAUAAAGUCCCUCGACCAAAUCCUGGCCAGUCUACCCGAGGAGGACCGACCGACGUGGACUUUACAGGCACAAAUUCUAGCCGACGAAUCCACCUCGCGCGUUUCCGAGGCCGCCAUCUCACAACCGCUCUGCACAGCCAUCCAAAUCCUCCUCGUCGACAUCCUCCGCAUCGCCGGCAUCCAUUUCAGCGCCGUGGUGGGCCACUCGAGCGGCGAGAUUGGCGCGGCCUACGCGGCCGGAUAUCUUUCAGCGCGGGACGCCAUCCUGGUGGCUUACUACCGUGGUUUCCACUGCAAGUUGGCGCACAGCCCCAAUGGUUCCCGCAAAGGUGCCAUGAUGGCGGUCGGCACGACGUUCCAAGACGCCAUGGAAAUCUGCUCCGAGGAGGAAUUCGUCAACCGCGUCGGCGUGGCCGCCUGCAACUCCGAGUCCAGCGUCACCAUUUCGGGCGACGAAGACGCCAUAGACGAGGUUGCGGCGAUCUUGGCCGACGAGCAAAAGUUCCACAGGCGACUGCGCGUCGAUCAGGCCUACCACUCGGCGCACAUGCUCCCGUGCAGCGGUCCUUACAUCGCCUCCCUGCGCCGCGCCGGCGUCGAGGCCCUGCCUGGCAACCCGGACUGCACAUGGUUCUCGAGCGUGUUUGAUGGCGUGCCCGUCGACGCAGCCAAGCACCAGCUGAGCGAUGACUACUGGACACAGAACAUGGUCAAGCCUGUGCUCUUCUCGCAGGCCCUGACCGCAGCCGUCUCAUCCAUAGCAUUCGACGCAACCUUUGAGGUAGGGCCGCACCCUAGCCUGGCAGGACCAGCCGCGCAGGUCAUAGACGCGGCGCUCAACAAAAGAAUUCCCUAUCACGGCGUCCUGGACCGCAAAAGGCCAGCCACGACCGCCUUGUCUGCCGCCCUUGGCUUCUACUGGUCGCACCUGGACAGCACAUCGUUGGCCCUUAGCACCUGCGAAACAGUAUUAUCUGGCUGUCCGGACCUGGCCACACGGUUCAGAGUCUUGUCCGACCUUCCUCGCUAUCAAUGGAAUCACUCUGUCCAGCACUGGGCCGAAUCACGACGGUCGCGGCAGAUCCGGGAGCGCGCAGACCCUCCUCACGAGCUGUUGGGCAGCCGGUCUCCGGACAGCGCGGCGCACGUGGUUCGGUGGCACAACGUGCUCAAGCCCAACGAGAUGCCGUGGCUCGUGGGUCACCAGGUUCAGAAGCAAAUUGUCCUGCCGGCCGCCGCGUACGUCUCUACCGCCAUCGAAGCAGCCCGUUCUUUGUGCCGGGCCAAGACGGUCCAACUGAUCGAGUUGAGCGGGUUUCAUAUCCACAACGCUAUCAUGUUCAGCAACGAUGGUAGCGGCGUCGAGGUUCAGAUCGAGCUGACUACUAUCGCCGAAACCGAGGACUCCAUCUCGGCCAGGUUCACCUACUCGGCAGCGACCAGUGGCUACUCGACCGACCUGGUGCUCGCCGCUGAUGGCCAGCUGGAGAUAACGCUGGGCGAGCCAUCGACGACCCUUUUGCCUCCCCGCCCCGAAGCCCCGCCGCACAUGAUCCCCGUCGAACCAGAGCGUCUCUACGGCUUCAUGCAGGGUCUCGAGUACGACUUCUCAGGGGCGUUCCGCUCGCUGAUCAAGAUGGAACGCAAGCUGGGCAAGGCUGUCUGCGUGGGCCAAAAGGCAGCCACGUCGGUUGCAAACGCCGACGCCGUCAUGCUUCACCCCAUCGACCUCGAUGCCGCAUUCCAGUCGGCCAUCUUGGCGUACAGCUAUCCCGGAGACGACCAGCUUCGGCGUCUCCACCUUCCCACCACCAUCGCCAAGGUGACUGUCAACCCGGCCGUGCUCACCUGCGCAGCAUACGCGGCCAGCGAGACCAUGGCGCUGGACUCCACAUGCAGCGGCCAGGACAUGGCCUCCCCGGGAUCCGGGUUCUCGGGCAGCGUAGCCUUGUACGCACCCGGCCAAGACCACGCAGCGGUACAGGUGGACCAGCUGCAGUUUCUCCCCGUGGGGUCCGACGCCAGCAACGACCGAGACGUCUUCUACAAGACGCAUUGGCUACCCGCCCGGCCCAACGGCCAUACGGCGGCCGCCAAGAUCCCCAUCACGCAAGCCGAUCGUGAUCUCAUGUUUGUGCUGAGUCGGAUUGCCGCCUACUACCUGCGUGUGUUUGACGGCAUGGUGGCCGAGGACGACCCGGCACGCGUCGAGAGUCCGCUCUGUCACUAUCUUAACUACGCCCGGCACAUGACGAAUUUAUUGAAGGAGGGCGAGCACAAAUGGGCCUUUGUCGACUGGCUCGAGGACACGGAGCAGGAUGUGUUGGAUUACAUUGAUAAAUAUGGAUACGCCGACAACUCCGACGUUCGAAUAAUGCUCCUAGUCGGCAGCGUCAUGCCGCGUGUCUUCAAGGGCGAGACCAACAUGCUGCAACACUUUCGCGAAUCCGGGCUGCUGGACGAGUACUACUCGCACGGCUUCGGGACCCGCCAGUGCACCAUGUGGGUGGGUGCCGUGCUAGAGCAAAUCACCAACGCGAACCCACACCUCUCCAUCCUCGAGGUCGGUGCCGGGACCGGCGGCGCAACAAAACGGAUCCUGGACACCAUCGGCGGGGAUUCGGUCGGCAGCUACACCUUUACCGACAUCUCGUCCAGCUUCUUCGAGAACGCGGCCGAGGCGCUCGGCGAGUGGAGGGAUAAGCUGGCGUUCAAGGUCUUCAACGCCGAGGUGGACCCAGUCGCGCAGGGCUUCGAGGCCGGCACCUACGACGUCGUCGUCGCCUUCAUGGUGGUGCACGCGUGCGCCAGGUUGGACGAGGCCGUGGCGAACCUGCGCCGCCUGCUCAAGCCCGGCGGGCUUUUAGUUCUGGGCGAGGGUGCCAGCGACGGCGCCAUGCAGGCCGGCGCCGGCUUCAUCUUUGGCACGCUGCCGGGCUGGUGGCGCGGCGUCGACGAGGGCCGCACCCUUUCCCCGCUCGUGAGCGCCGACGAGUGGCACACCAUCUUACGCGGGGCCGGCUUUUCUGGCAUCGACACCAUGUCUCCCAAGUCUCUGUUUGACGCUUUCGGCAUCACCCUCUUCGUCUCCACGGCCGAGGACGACCGGGUGGCCUUCCUCCGGGAGCCGUUGGCUGCCGAGACGGCUCUCAUCCGCAACAAGAGCCUUUUGAAAAACGGCGUGGUUCUCCUGGGGGGUGCCACCAAGCCCGUGGCCAAGCUGGUUCAAGAUAUCUGCAAGACGCUGGGCCCCGUGACGGACAAGAUAACCGUGUUUGCAACGCUGGAAGAAGCCGACAGCUCCGCGUUGGUGGACGACCGACUCGUUAUUAGUUUGAUAGACCUCGAGGCUCCGGUCUUCAAGGACAUCACUCCGGUGCGGUGGGCCAAGUUCCGCAAGCUCUGGGAGCAAGAAGGCCAUCUUCUGUGGCUGUCAAGCGGUCGUCUCGCCGACGAGCCUUAUUGCAACAUGACGGUGGGAUUUGCCCGCUCGGCCGUGCACGAGCUGGACGGUUUGAACGUCCAGUUCCUCGACGUGCCGCGAAUCCAGGACCUGACCGCCAAGAUGGUGGUCGAAGCCGCCUUGCGCUGGGUUACGCCCGAGCUCGACGGCGGCAACACCACCAUCAGCCCCAUAUCAUACACCAAAGAGCCCGAGGUCAUAUUCGACGAGCAAGGCUGCGAGCUGGUGCCGCGGCUGUUCACCAUCAAAGAUGCCAAUGACCGGCUAAACUCAACCACGCGACCCGUUUUCCGCCAGGUCGACACCAAGAACUCCGUCAUCGAGCUGGUUCAGGGUGUCGAAGGGGCUCAUCUCCGAGAGCUGUCGCGCUAUGAAACCUGCGAGGCUCUCGUGCCACAGCCGCCACCUGGUGAGACGAUGGGCCUGCGUGCAACCCAUAGCGUCGCCUCGGCGAUCCGUACCCUUGGUGGCUAUCAAUUCCUUGUCGUUGGUGCCGAUGACCAGGGCAAACACUACCUGACCCUGUCGUCUUCACCAAGGUCUCGGUUCAAGGUACCGCCAGCUUCGGCGGCUCAAAUAAUGGAUAGUCAGAUCAGGACGGAAUCGUACAUUGUACUGGUUGCCGUUGAGCUGAUCGCCUUAUCCAUUGUAGAUCCUCUUUUUGCAGGUCAGAAGCUCAUGGUGCACAAUCCUUCCGAGGUUUUGGCUCAAGCCGUCAAGGCGCACGCCCAGGCGAAGCAAGUCACCGUCAUCUUCACCAGCUCCACCAACGAGGCACUCUCGGUUCCUCACUUAACGCUGAAUCCGUAUACCUCCCGGUCCACCCUCGCAGAGAUGCUGCCUUCUGGUAUUGCCAGCUUCAUUGGCUUCUCUCCCAGCGGCCAGGACAAGCUAGAGGACAAGAUCAUGUCGCUACUUUCUCCCCACUGCACCAAGGCAACCAGGCAAACUCUCUUUUCGCAGACAGCCACAACAGCAGGAGCUCCUGGUGUGGUCUUUGAUGACCUCUUGGUGCGCGCCAUUGCCGCAGUCCAGGGUCGAGACUCUGUGCCUCUUGUGACGAUGACGGCUUCGCUCGAGUCCUUUGUCGGAGGAGAAACACACAGCGAGCCGUUGACAGUUGUGGAUUGGACGGCAGACUUGAUCCCGGCCCGUGUGUCUCGUAUCGAGGCCACCCAGCUCUUCAAAUCGGACAAGACGUACUGGCUCGUGGGAUUGUCCGGAGCACUGGGAAUAUCUCUAUGCGACUGGAUGAUCGAACGUGGAGCUCGUUACCUCGUACUGACCAGUAGAAACCCAAAGAUCGACGAGCGGUGGAUAAAAGACCACGAGAGUCGUGGGGUAACCAUUAGAAUAAUGCUUUGUGACGUAACCAUCGAACCCGCGAUCCGCGACGUCCACCAAACCAUUGUCAACACCAUGCCGCCCAUCGUAGGCCUCCUCAACGGGGCCAUGGUUCUCCGCGACGUAUCUGUGCCCAACAUGGAGUUUGAGCACGUCACCGAUGUGAUCCGACCAAAGGUGCUGGGCAGCAUUCACCUCGACCGCAUCUUCCACGACGUCGACCUCGACUUCUUCGUGCUGCUCUCGUCCAUCAACUGCGUCAUUGGCAACGUGGGCCAGGCCAACUACGCCGCCGCCAACAUGGGCAUGAUCGGCGUGGCUGGACAGCGCCGCAAGCGCGGCCUGCGCUCGUCCGUCGUCAACGUCGGCGCAAUCAUAGGCGUAGGCUACAUCACCCAGUCGGCACGCCAGCUCGAUGUGACCGUGGCAAAGGCGGCAAUGAUGCACCUGUCGGAGCAGGACUUUCACCAGAUUUUCGCCGAGUGCAUGGAGGCUGGCCAUUUGGACAACGACGUCGGGCCCGAGAUUUCGACUGGUCUCCUCCGCGUACCGCCCGACUCCAUAAACAUCCCGCCGUGGUACUCGGACCCCAAGUUCACCCGGUUCCGCAUCCAACAGGCAGCCGCUGGAGGGGGCAAAGAUUCGCAAGAGACUGCAGGCUCGGCUUCCAUCGAGGAGCUGCUCCAGGCCUGUCGGACAAAGGAAGACGUUGAACGGGUGGUCAAGUCGGCGUUUGGUGCGCAGCUGCGCAGGACGAUCCAGGUAUCGACUGCCGACGAGGAUCUGAUGACCAUGCGUGGAAUCGAGUUGGGAUUCGAUUCACUCAUCUCGGUGGAUCUGCGAUCUUGGUUUUUUAGAACAUUCCAGGUCAGCAUCCCCGUUCUCAAGAUCAUGGCCAACGACGUGCACAUGUCCAGUCUGGUGGAUAUGGUGGUCGAUAGCCUGCCCGCCGACAUGACGCCUGGCAUCCUUCGUGAAACCUCGAGCGAGGGCAGCAGCAGCGGCAACGAAUCUGGCUCUUCUCAGCAUCAAGACGACAGCUCGGGCUCGUCGGGCCUCGUCUCGCCGAUUACCACACCUGGUGGCGAUUCGCCUCGUCUCUACGAGGACAAGGUUAAUUGGGACGAUGAAAUAGUCGCACCUGAUUCGGAAAACCCUGCCGACUACGCUGACGCAGAGCCUCCCAAGGCAAAGCCCGAGGUCAUUCUCCUAACCGGCUGCAGCGGUCUCCUCGGUCAUCAUCUACUGAACCACCUGCUGGCCGAGGACCAGGUUCGUAAAGUCAUCUGCGUUGGGGUGCGGCGUCUAUCGGACCGACUCGCAUCAGGCGACCUGCCUUGUCCAAAAGACCGCCUCGUCUACCACGAGGGCGACUUGACCAUGCCGCGAUUCGGCCUGACAAGGACCCAAUGGGUGUCGAUCUUCAGCGAGGUGGACGCCGUGGUGCACAACGGCUCCGACACGUCCCACCUCAAGUACUACCAGGCCCUCCAGCAAGCCAACGUCGAAUCGACCCGGCAGAUCAUAUCCGCCUGCCUCCCUCGCAAGGUGCCCGUGCACUACGUGUCCUCGGCCGGAGUGGCUCUGUUUGUCGACGAGGCCGAGUUCCCCGAGGUCUCGUGCACGACGACGGGCAAGCUCCCGCCGCGCGACGGGUCGCACGGCUACAUGUGCGGCAAGUGGGUGUGCGAGAACAUGCUGGAGCGGGUGCACGCGCGCGACGACCUGCCGGUGGUGAUCCAGCGGCCCUCGACCAUCAUGCGCGAGGGCGACGACGCCAAGGCCGCCCGCGCCGAGUUCGACUGGGUCAACGCCCUGCUGCACUACGCCCACGAGACGCGCGCCGUGCCGAGGGUCGACCACAACGCCGGCGCCUUCGACCUGGUCUCGGUGGACACGUGCUGCCGCGACGUCGUGCGGGAGCUGCGCCGCGGUGUCGUGGUGGGCGAUCCCAUCACCUACGUCAACAAUGUCGGCGACGAAAUCAUCCCCUUCAAGGACAUGGCCGAUCUAGGGCUGAAGCGCGUCGGCGCGAGGUAUACCGUCCUCUCGAUGCUGGAUUGGAUCAGGACCGUGAUUGACGCCGGCAUGCACCCGGCGGUGGCUGCCCUGAUCGAAACCUUUGACGAGCCUGGAACGCAGAGUUAUCCAAAACUUUUGCGAGAGAGGAAGGACUGA
Messenger RNA from Pyricularia grisea, 8700 nucleotides. RefSeq lists its product as uncharacterized. Lineage: Eukaryota; Fungi; Ascomycota; Sordariomycetes; Magnaporthales; Pyriculariaceae. Gene Ontology annotation, molecular function: fatty acid synthase activity. Bases 1 to 8700 code for a protein of 2899 amino acids. The transcript is spliced from 4 exons. Gene Ontology annotation, biological process: secondary metabolite biosynthetic process; fatty acid biosynthetic process. The record is from RefSeq and is a predicted model, not a curated record.